This is a messenger RNA of Doryrhamphus excisus (bluestripe pipefish), 3753 nucleotides long. Lineage: Eukaryota; Metazoa; Chordata; Actinopteri; Syngnathiformes; Syngnathidae. The record is from RefSeq and is a predicted model, not a curated record.
GGCGGAAGUUAAUGCAGCAGUCAGACGACACGGAGCGAAUGGUGACGGUGACGAAGCAAUCUAAUGGAGCAACAUCCAAAUCCGUGGAAUAGUUGAUUAAAAUGAAUAAUUGCGACGGCUGACGACAUUUCUUUGCAUUUUUUUGAAAGAACGAUGGCGUCGGGCGGGAAGGAACUUUCUCGAACAAGAGAGGAAAAGGAGCGACAGCAACAACCCGAUAUUUACGCCACUCACAUUGUGCUACAUAGUCAAGACCUCCAGCAGCUGAUUGGUCAUCAAGAACAACGUCCCACUCAGCCGUUGUGGGGGGUGUCCACUAUAAAGCAGGAGGAUCCACAGCCCCCGUUUGUUAAAGAAGAAGAAGAGGAACUACAGAUCACUCAGGAGGGUUUUCCAAGGCGGGAGGAGUCUGAUCUCAGUAAGUCGCCACUGACUGGUGUCUCUGUGAAGACUGAAGAUCAUGAAGACAAACCAGAUUGCCAGCAGCUGAUUGACAAUCAAGAACAUCUCUGUCAGACGCAGUGGGGGAACUCCACUUUGAAACAGGAGGAUCCACAACACUCCAACAUUAAACAGGAAGAAGCGGAAUUCUGGAUCACCCGGGAAGGAGAGUAUCUUCUAGGGGAGGAAGAGGCUGAUCCACUGACUGGUGUCUCUGUGAAGACUGAAGACCAUGAAGACAAACCGCUUGAGUCCUUACAGCUUCAUUAUCAUGAGGAGAACGCAGGAAGCUGCAUCUCACCGCAACACAUGACAACAGAAGCUGAUGGAGGAUCACAAACAAACAAAACAAACCCCUCAGCUCCUCUAUCAGAUAGCGACGACACAAUGUCACACUCUCCUGAGGACGAAGACCGAGACGUCACCCAAGAACCUUUGAGCAGCGAUCCAGACUGGGAGGGUGAUAUGAGGACUCACACCGACAAAAAACGCUCUGGAAAGAAAAGGGGUAAACGUCCAGCCAUCAUUUGCCAUCAUCAACUACAUAGUUUCUGCAAAGCCAAAAGCCUCAACCGGGGUGAUAUUGAUGACAUCUUCGAAGCCCUCUACCAUAACUCGGAUAAAGAGCGGCAAGAUGCUUUUGUUGCUGCUCAUAUCAUUCUCAGCCCAGUCGUUCGUCGCCGAGCAUCCAACCAGGUCAAAAGAGAGCGGAACUACUCUCCCACUUUCUAUAUAACGACACAAAGUGGGGAAAAGGUUGAAGUUUGUUCCGCCACCUUUCACAGCAUCUUUGCUCUCGGGAGGAAACGGGUCGGCAACAUCAUGAAGUUUGCCUGGGCAAACAACAGUCAUCCGCGACCAGAACAGAGAGGCGGCGCAAGAGAAAAUUUCCGAGCUAAGGAAGUGAACGUCUUGAUCAAAGCUCACAUCAAGUCAUUUCGAUGCUGUGCUUCACAUUACGGACGGGACAAGCGGUAUCUGCCCUCUUCGCUAAGCAUCCAUCGAAUGUCAGAGCUGUAUAAUGAGGAACAUCCAGAUCACCAGGCUUCAUACACAACAUACUGGCGAGUCUUUGUCAACAACUUCAACCUGGGCUUUGGCAGUCCUACAAAAGGCCAAGAUCUCCAGUGAGACAGAUAAUAUCAAGAAAAGGGUGCUCAUCACAGAGCUCAUGGUUCACCGGUGUCGGGCCAGGAAGUUUUAUGAGCUCAUGGGACCAUCAUGGUGUCCUUUGAUCUCGUGCAAAAUCAAACACUCCCCAAAACACCGCUCGGUGAGGCUUACUAUGCACGCCAGCUGUGGAUGUAUGUUCUCGGUAUUAUUGAACAUAAGCCAAGUGGAGAACAAGAUGUGCCAGGAACACAACAUCCACAAGAUAUCCACUUCUAUUCCUGGCGUGAACAGGAAAUGGCACGAGGAGCUAAUCAAGAGGCCAGCGCGCUGCACAACUUCCUCGAUAUGAAGGCUAUCAGAAGAUCACGCAAUUAAGAAAGUGCUGUUUAGCGACUCUUGUGUCGGCCGCAAUAAAAAUAGUACUGUUCUUGGUGUUCUAACAAAGCUUUCUGUGGAACACAAGGUUGAGAUGGAGCAUGUGUUCCCAGUGACGGGGACACUCGUAUAUAUAUGCCUGCUCAUCGAGCCUUUGGCAGGGUGGAAAAAAAAAAGACUCCGACGCAUCGAGAACAUCUUUCUUCCUUCAGAGUAUUUGACAGAAUUUGCCAAAUUCGGUCGAGUAUACGUGCACAACCAAGAUUGGCAGGCAUACGACUUCAAGCAAAGCACCUCAAAAUUGACCCAACGACAGGAAAUGUCAAUGUCAAUGCAAUUUUUAUUCAGCGCAGGGAGAGAAACACAGCAUUUUGAAGAGGGGCAGAAAACGGUCAGCGGUCGUACCCACCAUUCUGAAACUUGAGAGCUGCGUUAAACCAGCAAAACAGACAGAAAACGGAAAUGAUCGCUAGCGGUAUAGGCAUCAAUAUCGAGAACAUCCCUCCAGUGGCCACAGGUCCACGCACAUACCAUGAUGACCGUGAAGGAGUUGACAGCGAUGAGGAAGAUGAAGCAACUAUUGUUCAAUAUGAUGAAUGAAAAUGAAUAGUUCAAGCUUUAAUUCAUUUUAGUGUACUUUUACAUGUACACGUAUGAUAGUUACAGUAUGUUAUCUUGUUGUGUUUUUACAGUAUUCUGUAACAUGGAAGUUUUUUUUUUUACGCCAUAAAAGGCAUGUCUCUACCUUGACACCUCCAACUUUCAUGAGAAACAUUAUUUUACUUGUACAGUAAACCUCGGAUAUAUCGGACUCGGAUAUAUCGGCAAUUCGCUCACAACGGACAGAUAAAAAAAGAACCAAUUUUUCUGUAAUGCAUUUCCAAUAAAAAUUCAUUGCAUAUAUCAGAUUUUUUUAUAACGGAUUUCGCCUAUUUUGGAUAAAAAUCUCCAGUCCCGUUCCAAUGCAUUUCCAUUCAAUUUCCCUGGCAUAUAUCGGAUGGCCGCAUCGUGGCGCUCCGAUUCGCCGAAUCGUGACAGGCCGCUAUACGACGUCGUUUGCAGCGUUUGCAGCGUUUGCAGCGUUGCCUGCGCGUCCAGGUACAUUGGAAACAUAGUCAAGGAAGUGCCUUUUUAUAACGGAUAAAAUCCGAUUUACGCAUAUACCGGAUAUAAAUCCGAUAUAUGCGUAAAACGGACAUUUUCCGGUAUACGCAUAUAACGGAUUUCGCUUAUAUCGGACAAAACCAGUGGGAACAAUUGAAUCCGAUAUAUCCGAAAAACAUACAAUGUAAAGAGUUUGUAAUGAGAUGAUUUUUGUCACUGUCACCUUCAUGGUGCAGGCAAAUAUGAGCACUGCUUUUAAUAAAAAAUUUUAUUAUUGUCUGCAAAUUGUUAUUUUUCAUGUGUCGCUCUACUGCAGCCUACAGGUUGAAUGCACCCGCAAUGUAUGACAUGUCUUGUACCAUUGUCUUAAUAUAAUAUAAGGGUAAUUGGGUAUGUUGAGUUGUGUUAAAGCUGAUCAUCAUGGAAUGUGGAUGAUGUUAAUGUGUGCUAUAAUAUCUUAACAAAAAAUUUAUCAGUAACAAUGUACAUACUAGUGGUAGGUUAUAACAUUUUGUGUAUGUAAUGUGUGAAGGUGAACGAGUGUGUGUGUGUGUGUGUGGGUGGGGGGGGGUGUAUUGUAUGUUGAGAAUGGCUUCUGUGUUGUAAUUGUUUUAUUAGCAUAGCACAUUAAAGCACCUUACAUUCUUUUACAACAAUGCCAUUGAAGAAGUUAAAGGUGACUUCAAAUUUAUUUCAGCCAAAAGGCGCUAAAUCCGAGAA